UCCGUGUCUAUCUAGGUGCCACACUAGUGCAAUCUAACCAUAACUUCCCCCCUAAUGCAACGGGUGAAUAGUUUCUCGCUCUUCCUGUGAUCUGCUAUGUUUCCCAGGUAGGUGCUAGACUUUUGCAGUGUAUGAAGUGGGUCUCCUCUUUGUGACGUGCUGUGGGAUCAUUUUGGCAGAAAAACACUCCAAUUAAAUGCACAAAGUUAUUCUAAUAUUUUUAUAUCUCAUACGGGCUGGUGAGAAUUCUUUGGUGGGACUGUAAAUGUCUUGCCUUUUUUAACGUGAGCUGGCCACAUGUUUAGAACUCAUGACUUGUCCUUUUUAUUCUGGCCAGUUUUGAUCAAAUAUUUUAAAUUCUUAGAAGAAAAAGAAAAUGCUGAUUUUACAGUUGUGAGAAAAAGUUUGUGACAUGUACAUUACAUGUAUUCCUGCAGUAAUUACUCCUAAAAUGUGAUCUUUAUCUCUGUCAUAAUAGUCCAUAAACGCAAUCUGAUUAAACAAAUAACACAUAAACAUUUGUACCUUUUCAUGUCUAUACUGAACAUUUUAUUUAAACAUUCACAGUUUGUGCUUGAAAAAGUUUGUGAACCUUUACAUUUAGUAACUGGUGGAACCUCCUUUAGCAGCAGUGACCUCAACCAAACGUUUCCUCUAGCUGCUGAUCAGUCCCGCACAUCAGUUUGGGUCGGUAUUUCGGCCAAUUCCUCUUCGCAGAACUGUCUCAAUUGAUGAAUGUUUUUGCGGUGUCUUGGGUGAAUGGCUUGCUUCAAGUCAUCCCACAGCAUUUCAACAGGGUUAUAGUCAGGACUCUGAACUGGCCAUUCGAAAAUGUUGGACUUCUGUUGUAAGCCAUUCUGUUGUAGAUUUACUCCUGUUUUUAGAAUCGUUGUCAUGCUAACCCAACUUCUAUUAAGCUUCAGAUCACGGAGGGAUACUCUGAAGUUCUCCUGUAGAAUUUGCAGAUACUAUUUGGAAUUCAUUGUUCCCUCAAUGAGUGCAAGCUGUCCGGGCCCUGAGGCAGCCCCAAACCAUGAUGCUCCCUCCACCAUGCUUCACAUUUGGGAGGAGGUUUUUUGUGUUGACCGGCUGAACCUGCCCAGCGUGCUGGUGCUGAAUGGCUGUGGGAUCAGCAGUGCUGGGGACGAGAGUGAGAUUGCAGCCUUCUGCGCCCAUGUGGUGGAGCUGGACCUGUCUGACAACAAGCUGCAGGACUGGCAGGAGAUCAGCAAGAUUGUAUCGAACAUCCCCCACCUGGACUUCCUGAACCUGAGUUCCAACCCGCUGAGUGAGGCGGUGCUGGAGCGCAGCUGUGCCGAGACUUUCAGCAGGGUGCGGCGGCUCGUCCUCAACAACACGCGUGUCUCCUGGGACACGGUGCACACCUUCACUGGGGAGAUCCCUGAGCUGGAGCAGCUCUUCCUGUGCCUUAACGAGUACGACACGGUGUCGCCCUCCACGGCGCCCUGCCCCUCGCUGCGCCUGCUGCACAUCACCGACAACAACCUGCAGGACUGGAGUGAGGUGCGCAAGUUUGGGGUGCUCUUCCCCGGCCUGGAAAGCCUGAUCUUGGCGAACAACAACCUUGCCUCCAUUGAGGACUCGGGCGACACACUGCGCAGACUUUUCCCCAGCCUGCGGUCUAUCAACUUGCACAAUUCAGGUCUGAGCACAUGGGAGGACAUUGAGAAGCUGAACUUCUUUCCCAAGCUGGAGGACGUGAGGGUGCAGGGAAUCCCCUUACUGCAGACCUAUACCAACACGGAGCGCCGCAGUCUCAUCGUCGCACACUUGCCUUCAGUGUCAAUGCUCAAUGGCAGUGUGGUGACAGAUGGGGAGAGAGAGGACGCUGAGCGGUUUUUCAUACGCUACCACCUGGAUUAUCCUGAGGAAGAGCUGCCUUACAGGUACCACUGCCUGGUGACCAAGUAUGGGAAGCUGGCGCCGCUGGCAGAUAUCGACCUGCGGCCGCGCUGCUAUGCCAAGGUGGAGGUGCACUGUGAGGACAAGGUGGAGCUUGUAAGUAUCCGGCUGGACCAGACGGUCGCGGAGCUCAAGAAGCAGCUGCGGACAGUGGUGCAGCUCCCCACUAACAACAUGCGGCUCUACUACAUCGACAAGGAAGUGGCCUGCGUCUUCGGGCCCGAGGAGAUGAAGUACAGCACGCGUGCGCUGCACUCCUACAGCAUCCGCGAUGGAGACGAGAUCCUGGUGGUGCCCAAGUCCAAAUGAGUGCAGGGACCUUUCUCUCCAUCAGUGGAGAAGUGCCAGGGUGGGCCGGGGGGGGUGUGUGUGCAGAGGAGCUCCCAUCAUCCCAUCUUCCCUUGUGCUUUCUCCACCCCAAACCCCCCAGUGUAACGGAGAUGCACUGUUAGGAAAUAACAGCAGCUGUGCUGACCUGCUUCUCUCCUACAAGUCUUUUUUAUUUCUUCAUUUUAUUCAUGUGGUGAACAGCACCACUCCACUCUCUGUAUUUAAAGGAUAACUCCCCUGCAAAUCCUGCACAAGCACAAGUGUGCAUGAAUUCUAGUUCCUCGCAGUCUCUCUUUAGUAUGGCUUGUUGAAGACAGGGGGGUGUUUUUUUUUUUGUCAUAGUGAUGCAAUCGUUGCUCCUGCCCUAACUAGGAAGUUGGCUGCUGUAGGAAAAGGCUUUAGGGGAUAGAUAUGGAAAGUCCAGGGGCUUCUACCAGUGCUUCUCAACCAGCCUCCAAGUCUUGGCUGAUUAUUGCUCAUGACUGGAAGGCUGUGUUCGCUCUAGAAGGUCAGCUAUUUGAUGUUACAUGAAGAGGGGUAUGGGGGAGCUACUGGAAUUGUACUGUUCUGCAGGGCAUUGGGCUUUUUCCACACUGAACUGCAUAGCACUGUACUGCUCUGCACCACAGUGUGCUACGUUGUACUGUACUAGUCCAGGGUCCGAAUAGAGUCCAUAUGUGGCCUCACAGAGGCAUUGCAGUUGCUGUAUUUAACAGAGAAAUUGAGCCACUGUCUACUGGCCUACCACACAGAUCUGGGAGUGAUGUUGCUCGGAUUUUAAUUGGAAAAUCAAGCCUUCUAACAUUUUAGUAAGGUGCUUUACUUGAGUAAGCCCAACAACUCUGUGAUUGGUUGGUGUUUGUAUUCCAGUGCGGCCAGUAAGGUGGAGGCUGAUCUGUCAAUCCAGAUAUGCUGACUUCUGUGCUUUCCCCUCAGCCCUUUGCUUUACUUUCUCCUCUGCGUACAUUACCAGGUUAAUUAAUUUGUAGUUCUGGUGAUGAUCUGAGAGCCCACACAUAAAUGUGGUUAUUAUUUAUUGAUGAUGCAGAUAUCUGUGGCCAUAAGCCUUUUGAAAAACCAACCAUUGCUGCAGCUAUAAGAUGACCCCAGUGAAGUUUUGAUUAUGUUCUGCAUGUUAAAUCCAUGUGGGCUAGACCUUGCUGCAGUCUGUGUGUCCCUUUCAUCUGUGAAUUGAGAGUUGACAGUUCAGAAUGAGCUGCUGUCUUCUGCCCACAGGCUGGUUAUCACUCAGCUGUGAGCACACAAAGAUUUUCCCUCAGAUGUAAGGGAAUUCAAAUGAGAUACAGAGAGCCGAAAGUGAAAGGGUAAAAGUGGUUUGUAAUUUUUGAAAAGUAGCUGUUGAACCAGACUUCCUUGAAGUUUGUUUCUACAUUGUUACAACGUUGGAGGACGUUGAUGACAAGAGUGAAUCCUUUCUCUGCUGUCCUGAUUUUCUUUCUGGUUGUGUAUCCUACAUGUCAAUGGCCAUUUGCUGUUAGCACGUUUCCACGCUACAGGACUGACGUCCACAUUACUGAGUGUGGCCCCUCAUCAGUAUUAUUUAACAGUGAUGUAGCGUAAAUGUUGGGGUUACUUAAUCAAGUAUUAGAUAGUGUAUAAGUUAAAGAUCAAGUAGUAAUAAUGUACCCCACAACUUGGGUCUUUUGCCCACUGUCGUCUCCAGCAGCAAUCUUGUCUGUUAUCAAGACUAAACUGUGGACAAUGAGCAACAGGGUCUUUAAUGCUUAAUGAACUUCCAAGGCAUAAUUUCAUUCAUUUGGAUAUUUUCAAUAAUGAAUCCAAACCUCUUUGUUUAAGAUGAAUACAUCAUUUUUACUAUUUAUUUUUUUGUCUAGUUUUUGUUGUUUCAGGAUUUUAUGUUUUCAAGAAUGUGCUUUAGAAAAUAAAUAUUAUUGGAGCCCUUGUGCCCCUUAAGAAGCCUACCAAAAACUCAGCUUUGAAAGAAGACAAACCAUUUUAUUAAUCCUUGAUGCCUGUAGCUUAAGCUCUUUUUUAUUAAACUGUGACAAAUUUGGAGGGCACAGAAGUGAAGUCUGGCUACACUAGGAUAAAGGAAACAGAGACGCAUUUAAGACAGAAAGUUUAGAAGAUUUAAAGGCAUAUUUAGACACCCUCCUUUCCGUUCAGGAGAACUGUUGGUACUAAAAUAAGAUAAAAUAAAAUAGUGAAACUCCUAAAUCGCAAAGAGGAGGUCCCUGAGCUUCUAGUGAAAGGCAGAAAUGUGCUCAGUUUUCAUACCUCGUGUCUUAUGAGACCUGUUCCUACCAGAGUCUGUCCGUCCUCAUGGGGGCUUCCAGAGUGCUUGCCUUCUGGCUUGAUGUGAAUGAGCCUCUCAGACAUGACCCAGAAGUCACCCAUAAGCAGGCGUCACCCUUUCCCCCGAGCUCCACAGCCAGCGCUGGGGCCCAGUGCUCAGUGCUGAGCCUGUGCUUAUUGCAGUGCAGCAUGGUAAAGUACUGGGAGGCGCGUUCUUGCACAUGGUGGAAAACCGUGGUGAAGAUGAGGGAAAACACAGAUUUACCAUUGUUCACCACAGUGGACUGGGACUGUCUAAGCUAGCACAAGUGUGUACAGGGGGUGAAUACGGUCCAGCCUGGAUGUUAAAGUCAGUGUGAGGGAUUUGCACUGUCACCUGGCAUUUGUGUUGGGGCGGUCUAAAACACAGCUGUACACAGUGGAAAAGUGAGAUUUGGUCAUAUGAAGAGUCUUUCUUAUAAAAGGAAUCUGUAGAGAUGCAUGUUAAAAAUUAAGAGCAAUAUGAGCAUUACAGGAAAUGAAAUAGAAAAUAUUAUGUCAAAGCCAAAUGUCUUAUAGAGUAAAUCUUCUGUAAAUUAUGAUUAUAUAUAGUGAGUGGAAAAAAGUAUUGAUCCCCCAUUGGACCUCUACCACAUUUUGCUCUGUUACAACCUCAAAUCACAACCUGUUUGAACAUGCUUUUUUUUGUAUGAUUUAGAAAACAUACAUAUUGAUGGGCACAAUCAUUUUGAUUGUAAAAGAAAAUUUUAUGAACUGAAAAAAACUGAACUGAAAACUCCAGCUUAGACAAAUAUUCACCCUCCUGAGCUUAAGCAUUUAAUAUUAAGUUGCUCCCCCUUCUGCAGCUAUUACAGACUCAAGGCAUUUGUGGUAUGUUGUAAUCACGUUUUCACAUUUUGCGUGUUUAUUGUCCUUGCAACAUUGCUCCAGUUAUUGCAGGCUCUAGUAUCUGGAGUCAACAGAGCUGUGGUGUACAGCAAUCUUCAAUUUCUGCCACAGAUUUUAUUAAGGGAUUUAAGUCUGAAUUUUUACUGGGCCACUCAAGGACUUUAACCUUUUCCUUUUUAAGCCACUCAAGGGUUGCUUUUGCUUUGUGUUUCAGUCAUUUUACUGUUGAGAUAUUAGUCUCUGUCCCAGUUUCAGAUAUUUUGCAGACUGGUCCAGGUUUUGAUCUAGGAUCCAUACUGCCCUCUAUUUUGACAAGCCAACCAGUCCCUGCCAAUGAAAAGCAACCACCCAAGAGUAUGCUACCACCACUGUGCUUCAAAGUGAAGAUGGGGUUUUGUAAGUGAUGAGCACUGCUCUUUUUCCACCAGACAAAGCUUGGCAUUAAGGCUAGACAACUCAAUUUCUGUCUCAUCAGACCACAAUUCUUUCUACAUUGGUUCAGAGGCUCCUACAUGUCUUUUUACAUAUUCAAGAGGGGACUUCAUGUGAGCUUUUUUCAAAUAUGACUCUCCCCUCACCCCUACUGCCCAGAUUUGAGGAGCACCUGAACUAUUGUUGGCUCAGUCAGUUUGUAGGUCUUGGAGGGUUGUUUUUGGCCUCUUGACUGCUUCUCUGGCCAGUGUUCUGCUUUCCCGGUUGCUGAGCUCUGGAGGACGAACUGGUCAUUGACGAUUCUGAGUAGAUUUAUGUGUCUUCACUUCCUGAUAAUUGAUUUAACAGUGUUCCAUGGAAUACUCAGUGCUUUUGAAAUCUUGACUGACUUUUGUCUGUCCACAACUAUGUCCCUUAGUUGUUGCAGAAGCUCUGUUGUCUUCAUAUUACUCUGUAUGCAAUGUCCAAUGGUGGGAACUCACACAGACAGGUGUGUUAAUGGUUAACCAAUAUUAUUGCACACAGGUGGAUUCCAGUUGACAUUCUUGCAAAUUCUGAAGGCAGUAGGCUGAGGCAGAACCUACUAAGGAGAUAACACUCCAAUUCUAAGGGGGUGAACAUUUUGCAAGAUUUUUAGGGUUGUUAUUUUUAAUUUAUAUUUUAGAUCCAAGCUUUUAAACACAUUGAUAUUGUAGAGGAUGUUGUGUGGAUCAAAAGGAAAAAUAAAUAAAUCUGUUGAGUUUUCAGGUUGUAACACAGUAAAAUGUGUCAAAAUGUAAUGUACAAUCAGGGGAAUCAUUGGGGUUCUGCGUAUUCAAUCUGAACCUUUCCAUAGGGACUUUUCUUUUUGGAGUUUUUAUGUUGAUUUCAGUGGUGAGGCUGUGAUUAAAGACAACGACCAGAGAGCCAUGGAGACAGAGCAGGUCAUUUCUGUCUCUCCUGGACUGAAACUGGGGAAACUGGGGAGGUUAUAUCCCCAAAUAGCGCAGAUUGUUUUAUUUCUCACUCCUCUUUUGUCUGUAUGUGUUUAAGUAUCCUUUGAUUUUCUUGCUUGAUUCUUUUUCACCUUUCCAAGUUAGCCUUUUGCUAAUGCCUUUUCAGAACGUUUCGACAAGCCAUACUGCGCCAGUGGGCUUCGGGUGGCCUUCUCAUCGGCUUCUUUUGUGGGAACAGUUAAGCUACAAGGUUGGUGACAGCCUUUGUAGAGAAAGAACGUAACGGAGUCUCUCAGGUCGUGCGUAGAGGUCACAAAAACAAGUUGUUAGUGUGGAUGCCUGUGUGUAGGCAGAAAACGGAUAGCCCCUGGGUUUCUGCAGUUUUAUAGAUCGUAGAUCUGGAACAAGGACAUUUGCAGUUCUGCAACAUGUAGUUGAUUGCACCCAGACCAAACUACCACUGAAAACAGUUGUACUUAGAAAUUCCUGGAGCAAUACCAAUUGCAGGUGAGUGUGUGAACAGGCAGGGCUAGGUUUGGAAUAAGAAGAAGGAAUUUUGUAUUCGCGCCCUCUGCCCCUUUUGCUAAAGAGUUUAAAGGCAUUUUUUUGUUCUGUGCUAUUUUUACUUUCUGUCUUUAUGUUCAUUAAAACUCAUUGCCUUCCAGCUAUCAGACUCCAGGAGCUUCCUGCACCACACUUAAGGGGUGCCGUCCCUUUAAAAUCAGAGACCAUGCGAAUCAAACACUUGAACAUUACUUUGUGUUGCCUCUGCUUGUCCUUUAAGUUUGAGCUGUAUAACUCUAUAUGAUAAAACUGAUGUACAUUCCUUCUGUUCUUUCUUAAGACAGGUGUUAAUAUUAGAUAAAGGACAAAUGAGUGACCCUCUUGAGUACACACGGGGCUGGCACACUGAUGGCUGUUGUAGUGUUGAUCAUUCUGCCUUUGAAUUCCAAAUCCUAAUUAUCAGUCUGCCUCUGCUACAUAGUAAGGCAGUUGAUAGUAAAAGAAGUUCUUACAUUUUGGUUCGAGUGCUUUGAAUUCAAUGUUCUCUGACUGUCUGUGUGCAAGCGGUAUUGGUGUAUUCUGUUCAGGUACACAAUAGGUAUGAAGAGCCCUGCAUAAAAAUCAGGAAAAUAAAGUUACAGUAAAAAGAGUCCAUAUGGUGUGAAUGGCAUGGCAUGGUUUGGUGUAGCAUGGGCUAAUGAGUGAUUAGUUAGAUGCAUUGAUGCAGUCUCCUUCUUUGUCUUAUUAUUGAAGCAACAUAGAAAAACACAAUCUUGAGAUCAUCUUGCAGUCGUCAAUCACUUGCUUGUUUCAUGCUUUGAAUUAGCACUAAAAGACAUUCAGAUUGUUGUACUUUCAUAUCUUACAUAGAAGGACAUCAAUGGCUUCAUAAUAGGGUUGACUGUGCUUUUCCCAAGCACAAGGACUAACAGACAGACAGCCAGGAGCUUUGGACUUUUACAACUGCAAUAGGAAUACUGCACCGAUCUUCACACAGUCUGCAUGUCAGUCAGGCAGCAUCGGGGCCAGUAGGCUUUCUACAUUUGUAGGGAAAGAUAUAUUUAAAGGUAUAUAAAUCUAUAUAGAAAGAAAAAGAAUUAUAUAUGUUUAUGAUGUCAGUGUUGAAGUGUUUCUGGUUUGAGGUUCUGUUAUGAAGGGGUGAUGUUUGGAAUGAGAAUCAGAGGGCUGAAGAAUCUUAAUUCAGUCAUUCCAGACUCCACAGCACUGAGUACAGCCUGGUCGCAUUACUAAUUUGCUGUAGUACUAUGUAAUGGAUUUUCUUAGUCAAAGCAGCAAAGUUAGUUACACACUAUACAAGAAAUUUACACACUGUUGAUUCCAAUGCUGUAAAAUCUGUCCCAGACUUAGAGGGAAGUCCCAGAAUACUACCACUAUAUUGCAUUUUGUACAGUAUUUAGCCAAAGAACGCAUUUAAUUCAGAAGAUAUAAAAACAUCUCUUAAUGUAUUGCACAAACAAAUGGAUUUUCCUGUGUAUUCUGGAUUUUCCACCAAGCUCUGCAAUAUCCAGGGCUUAGUGGAAUCAUGGAUCGCCCAUUCCCCACGCCCUCAAGGGGUGCAGUGGAGGGGCAGGGAGACAGGAAUUUCAGAAUCCAUGGCAUAUUCUGGAGAUAUUCUGUCACUCAGUGAUCAAGACAAUCCAUGAGAGCAGCUUCUGAAUUCUGGGGCAGGAGCCAGGAGAGUGUGGAGCCUUGCUGUGAGGUCCAGGGUGUGCUCAGACAGAAGAGUCCUGCUCCCCUUCCUGUCUCUCAACUGUCUCUUUUGUCAACUAUUGGUUUAUUAAACUUUCAGAGUUUGAUGAUUUUAAAAAAGA
Messenger RNA from Lepisosteus oculatus (spotted gar), 9121 nucleotides. It is a transcript of the gene tbcela, whose product is annotated as tubulin folding cofactor E-like a. Lineage: Eukaryota; Metazoa; Chordata; Actinopteri; Semionotiformes; Lepisosteidae. The record is from RefSeq and is a predicted model, not a curated record. Gene Ontology annotation, molecular function: protein binding.